Molecule: messenger RNA, 786 nt
Organism: Colletotrichum fioriniae
Lineage: Eukaryota; Fungi; Ascomycota; Sordariomycetes; Glomerellales; Glomerellaceae
Source: RefSeq, a predicted model, not a curated record
AUGAGACGCCAUGCAAAGACGCCCAUCUACGCCAUUGGGCAGCUGGAAAACGCAAGCUAUGGGAGGAAUGCCAAAACUGCCGAAAAAGUCACCAGCGUCGACCUGAUUGCGAACCAGUACCGAGAUCUCCUCGCGACCCAAGACGCCAGCUCAAUAUACACUGACGCCCACUCUGAUCCUUUCCCGUCACGACAGUCUUUGCACAGCCAGAUUUCUUCUUCGUCCUCUGCUACUCGGUCACGCCACAGCGCCGGCGAGACACCCGCAGAGCAGCUCCGACGAGACAUCUUUUCGCCGGCACCGGCGCCGUUGCGCCGUGCAUCAGCGGCGUAUUCUAGGUCACCACGGUCUGAUGACGGUACGCUAGUUGCAUUCGAUGAGGAAGCUAUCUACUUCAAGCCCCUGUCAUUCUCGCCAGAACCGCCGUCGACACCCCCGCCCCCGCCGCGGAAUCGCGCCCGACUGAAUCGCAAUUCGUCCUCUCAAGGAGGGUCGAGUCAGAACCUGAGCUUGCAGAUUGCCAUGGACCUCUUGACCCGUGAGCUCUCAACGAGCAUGUUGGACAAUUCGCAUAAGACGGGAACAGAUGUCUCGUCUCUGCAAGUUUGGGUGAUGAUCGAAGCCUACGAGAGGUUGCGAGACCAGGUUCUGGAAGCAAAGAGGCAGACAGAUGAGGCGCAGAAUCUGGAGACGGUGUUUGAUACCUGGUUAAAGGCUCUCUACACCCUUCACGACCAGAUGACGAGUGAUGCGGCUUCUCAUGAGAGCAACUACGAUGAGGCGUAG